ACGAAAAAAGCCAAGUCGGAGUCUACGGUGACUGGCAGAGCCAAAGAGUGAGUGAGCGAGCUGUCAUCAGGAGAGGAGAAAAGACAGUUUAAAACCGUUAAUCCGGACAGACUGUGCUUCUAUAGCCGUUGAAGUACGACCGCUUUUUCAAGUCAUGCAGUCGACAGGAAGUACUUCCUCCCAGCCCGUGUUUGAUUCGCUGAGCUCUGGUGACAGCUUCCUGGCCAGCGACACAGAGGACUCCGACGUUUUCCUGUCGGAGGGCGAGGUUGCCCCGGGCAACAGCUCGGGUCGGUCCAGCCGGGGCGCGUACAGUCUAGACGGUGCCGGGGUCGCGAGCCCAGGGUCACAGUGGGCUUGCGACGGGUUUAACGACCCUAACAAUGAUUCCGAGAGGUCAGAGGUCACGGGCCAUCGCACGAGUUCCAUGUCGACGUCAGUUUCGUCCUCGUCGGGCGCGUGGAGCGGGACAGAGAGUGAACGAGGCAGAGAGAGAGCAGGGGAGACAGAGGGGGAUCUGCUGUUUGCAAGAAAGUGUUCUGAGUUACAAGGUUUUGUGAGACCACUGCUAGAGCUGCUGAACGGACUGAAAAAAGGACGGUUUGACAAAGGUCUGAGCAGUUUCCAGCAGAGUGUUGCCAUGGACAGAAUACAAAGGAUUGUGGGAGUUCUGCAAAAACCUCAUAUCGGGGAGAGGUAUUUACCCACUCUGUUACAGGUUGAGAUGAUGUUGAAACUGUGGUUCCCUCAGGUGUGUCCGACAGCCCCCACUGUCUCUGUCCCCCCCCCACUGUCCACCCCCAACUCUCACAGCAGCAAGAACAGUCAGACCACCACGCCCGUACACAAACACAGAGACCAGAGACACAUUCCCGUCAAGAAGCGGAGACUUAGUUGGUCUGAUACAGACUCUUCAUCUGCUCCUUCGCCUCCUCCUGUCCUGUGCAAGCGCUUCCAGGUCAAAGGCGAAGUGCAGCCGUGUCAUAGGCUGAGAAAGGAGGAAGGGGAGGGCUCCUCAAGUGCUCCUCCCCCCCGGGGUCCAAACAGUCAGCCAGAUGAGGAGGAGGGCGAGAGGUCGGGUUGUGAGGUCAAGUCCUGGUCCGAGCCCAACCUCACAUGGGUCCACGUUGCCCCCAUUUUCUCCCCCCCAAAAUCCUGCCCCUCUCACGAGAAUUACCUUCUCCUCGCGGUUACGCCCCCCACCAGCAGGGACAGUCCAGUCACGCAAGACAGCUUCAUCUCCUCCACCACGCCCUCCGCCGAGCCAACCGGGUGCCAAAGCCAGCCUGUUACCACGGAGACGCCCAAGCCGUCGCACGGGCCUCCACCAAUCACGUCGAAGCCUUCGAGUAGGGCGGAGCUUGAGCAGAGCACACAAAGCCCUUUACAAACUUAAUGCACUAUUUGCGUGUGAAAAGAAACCAUCUUUAAAAAAAAAAAAGAUGAAUGAUCGAAGAAACCGAAAAUUGGAUCAUGAGGAGGAAAAAAAGAGAUAAGAAGACAGAAGUGGGUCUUUUGAAAAUG
This is a messenger RNA of Chanos chanos (milkfish), 1524 nucleotides long. Its product is annotated as circadian-associated transcriptional repressor. The coding region runs from base 155 to 1396 and encodes 413 amino acids. The transcript has 6 exons. Gene Ontology annotation, biological process: negative regulation of DNA-templated transcription; circadian regulation of gene expression. Lineage: Eukaryota; Metazoa; Chordata; Actinopteri; Gonorynchiformes; Chanidae. The record is from RefSeq and is a predicted model, not a curated record. Gene Ontology annotation, cellular component: nucleus. Gene Ontology annotation, molecular function: RNA polymerase II cis-regulatory region sequence-specific DNA binding.